Messenger RNA from Lottia gigantea (owl limpet), 840 nucleotides. RefSeq lists its product as hypothetical. Lineage: Eukaryota; Metazoa; Mollusca; Gastropoda; Lottiidae. The transcript is spliced from 3 exons. The record is from RefSeq and is a predicted model, not a curated record. The annotation marks the transcript as partial.
AUGAGAGCCCAAUGUUGUAUUUGUUCAGACUUGUUUGAGAAUUCAGAUACAGUGAAUAUAGCUGCUGCACCAUGUGGCCAUACCUUUCAUGAAGUUUGUUUAAUGAAAUGGCUAGAAUCAUCAGGAACAUGUCCAAGUUGUCGGAAAGUUUGUAAACGAAGUCUGGUGAUAAAGAAAUUAUUUUUUGAUAUUGAUGCUGGAGAUGAUGUCUCGGAUCAAUCACCAACCAAACUCAGUAACCAGCUCGGUGAUUUAAAAGCCAAGGUUCGACAGUAUGAAAGAGAUAAAGCUGAUUUGUUGGAAAAACAAACUUCUUUUCAAUCACAGAUACAGUCCUAUCAAGUAGAAAGUGAGAUAGUUCAAAAUAAACUGAAGAAAGAGAAAACUCUGAACACAUCUUUAAAAAAAGAAAUCAGUAAUUAUGAGGCACAGCAAAAAUAUUUUAAAACUGAACAGGAACAAUACAGAAAAUCUUUACGAAACUUGAAGGAGCUUCAACACUUACAAAUUUUGUUAUCAGGUAGGUUACAGAGAUUUGAUUCUCUGGAAAUUCUGAAUCAAAAUGGUGAAGGAUCCACGAAGCAGCUGUCACGAUAUUGUGCUGUUUUAAAACGUGAAUACGAACAAACUAAACAAGAUAAAAAAACAUUCAAAGAUCAAAUUGAUAAACUACGACGAGAGCUAGUUAGUAAAGAUAGACAGCUAACAGAUCGGAUAAAAGAAACGUCCAUUUUAACAGAACAGUUAACCCGAUCUGAAGAGGAUCUAAAAAACGUAGAAAAGGAGAAAGAAGGAAUGCGUAAAAAAUUGAGUCGUUUAAAAAAAGGGUUUCAUAGUCCU